This is a messenger RNA of Drosophila navojoa, 2329 nucleotides long. It is a transcript of the gene ncd, whose product is annotated as non-claret disjunctional. Gene Ontology annotation, biological process: microtubule-based movement. The record is from RefSeq and is a predicted model, not a curated record. Lineage: Eukaryota; Metazoa; Arthropoda; Insecta; Diptera; Drosophilidae. Gene Ontology annotation, molecular function: microtubule motor activity; ATP binding; microtubule binding.
GAAAACGCCAAAUCGAGAAAAAACUAACUGGACACUGAUUACUCUUGAUACCAAUAUCGAUACAUCUAUGCAGCCCUACAUCCAAAAUUAACGGCGCGAAUGUAAAAUUGGCGUCGCUUGGAUUUGCGGAUCGCCGAAUUGGACUUCUUGAAAAACAAUUUACGUAAAUAGGACAAAACUAAAAUGGAAUCACGUUUACCUAAGCCUACGGGUCUAAAGCGUCCCAUGCCGUCAAUUAAACAAAUAUUACCCACUGAUCGUAUAAAAGCGGCUACAAAUGCGAAUUCCACAUACAGUGGAUCCACAACAAUUCAGCCGCUAACGAGAGACUUGCAAAACAUCAUACCGCAGACAUUGAAGCGACAAGGACACGGAGUUCGAGCCGCUUCGCCCGAUCCAGUGAAAUCGACGAGUGCGACGAACCGGGCGAAAUUGCGACGCAGUCGUUCGGCUUGUGAUAUAAGCGAGAUGCGGCAGAAUCUGAAGCGGAACGGUAUGCCCAAUCUGCCAACUAUACCAACGAAAUUCCCCCGACGUGCUGCAGGACCACCAACGACAACGACGAGUCAGACCACUGCGGCUCGUACGGUUCGCGCCGGAUCUGCACCAGUUAAACGCCCUGUUGCAGGGUCGGCGCCUGCACCGGCUAGCGUCACAACGUCUCAGCGUCCAUUGCCUCGCACUGCAGCAGCGACAGCGACGACUAACAAAUCGAAAUCCUCUGCAAGCGCUGCUGGUGGCGCCGCAUCUGCACCCAAGCGCAUUGCUCCUUAUGACUUUAAAGCGCGUUUUCACGACUUGCUGGAGAAGCACAAGGCGCUCAAAACAAAAUAUGAGAAGCAAGUAGAUGACAUGGGCGAACUGGAAUCAUUGCCCAUGCAACUGGAAGAGACGCAAGCCAAGCUAAUUGAAACGGAAUCAACGCUUAAGCAUGCGCAAACGGAUAACGAGUGUCUGCAGCGCCAGGUGAAGCAGCAGACGGAGAAAAUUGAGAUGAUAACCAGCACAUUGGGUGAAACACGACUGGAGUUGCAAGAACUUAAAGUUACGCAUCAGGAUAUUAAAUCUGAGCAUGAGUUCCUCUCCACUGAGGUCCAGCAUCUGCGUAGGCGAAAUGAGGAGCUCAUACGAAGCAAUGAACAGUUGGCAGCCGAACUGAAUACGUGCAGGGAGCAACUAUUCCAGUCGAACAUCGAGCGCAAGGAACUGCACAACGUCGUCAUGGAUUUGCGCGGCAAUAUAAGAGUCUUCUGCCGAGUGCGUCCGCCGCUAGAAUCUGAAGCGGGCCGUUUGAUGUGCAAUUGGAUAUACCAUGACGAGGCGACAGUGGAGCUGCAGAGCUUAGAUGCCCAGGCCAAGAGCAAGAUGGGCCAACAGAUAUUCAAUUUCGAUCAGGUCUUUCAUCCCAAUUCGAAUCAAAUUCAUAUUUUCGAAAUGGUUGCUCCACUGAUUCAGUCAGCACUCGACGGCUACAAUAUAUGCAUCUUUGCCUACGGCCAGACGGGCAGUGGAAAGACGUACACGAUGGAUGGUGUGCCAGACAAUGUGGGCGUUAUACCACGCACAGUCGACCUACUCUUUGACUCCAUUAGAAACUAUCGUAAUUUGGGCUGGGAAUAUGUUAUAAAGGCGACAUUUUUGGAAAUCUACAAUGAAGUGCUGUACGAUCUGCUGAGCAAUGAUCAAAAGGAAAUGGAAAUCCGGAUGGCCAAGAAUUGCAACAAGAAUGAGAUCUAUGUAUCGAACAUAACGGAGGAAACGGUUACAGAUCCCAAUCACUUGCGCCAGCUGAUGGAGUUGGCCAAAAUGAAUCGUGCCACAGCAUCCACAGUGGGCAACGAGCGCUCGUCGCGCUCCCAUGCGGUCACCAAGCUGGAACUGAUCGGCCACCAUGCUGAGAAACAGGAGACGUCUAUAGGAUCAAUCAACUUAGUCGAUUUGGCCGGCUCGGAAUCGCCAAAGACCAGCAUCCGAAUGACCGAAACCAAAAACAUAAAUCGUUCGCUCUCCGAACUGACGAAUGUGAUUUUGGCGCUGCUCCAAAAACAGGAUCACAUACCGUAUCGUAACUCAAAGCUGACACAUUUGUUGAUGCCGGCAUUGGGUGGUAAUUCCAAGACCCUCAUGUUUAUCAAUGUCUCACCAUUCCAGGAUUGCUUUCAGGAAUCUGUAAAAUCGCUGCGCUUUGCCGCCUCCGUCAACUCCUGCAAAGUGGCUAAGGCCAAGCGCAAUCGGUUCGUUAACAAUUCCAACAACAGCUCCAUCAACAGCAGUUCCGAAAAGUAAAACUGUCGAUUCACGUUCACGAUUAUAAUAAUUAUUUGUAUAU